Molecule: messenger RNA, 288 nt
Organism: Staurois parvus
Lineage: Eukaryota; Metazoa; Chordata; Amphibia; Anura; Ranidae
Source: the annotation of a GenBank genome assembly
UCCGGGGAGACCAGAUAUAGUGAAUGCAGGGUCCGGGGAGAUCGGAUAUAGUGAAUGCAGGGUCCGGGGAGACCGGAUAUAGUGAAUGCAGGGUCCGGGGAGACCGGAUAUAGUGAAUGCAGGGUCCGGGGAGACCGGAUAUAGUGAAUGCAGGGUCCGGGGAGACCGGAUAUAGUGAAUGCAGGGUCCGGGGAGACCGGAUAUAGUGAAUGCAGGGUCCGGGGAGACCGGAUAUAUCCGGGGAGACCGGAUAUAGUGAAUGCAGGGCCCGGGGAGACCGGAUAUAGU